This is a messenger RNA of Mercenaria mercenaria, 813 nucleotides long. RefSeq names its product acetylcholine receptor subunit alpha-type acr-16-like. Gene Ontology annotation, molecular function: extracellular ligand-gated monoatomic ion channel activity; transmembrane signaling receptor activity; neurotransmitter receptor activity. NCBI's taxonomy places the organism in Eukaryota, Metazoa, Mollusca, Bivalvia, Venerida, Veneridae. The transcript has 2 exons. Gene Ontology annotation, biological process: nervous system process; chemical synaptic transmission; monoatomic ion transmembrane transport. The record is from RefSeq and is a predicted model, not a curated record. Bases 1 to 813 code for a protein of 270 amino acids. Gene Ontology annotation, cellular component: membrane; synapse; neuron projection.
AUGAAGUUGAACCGGAACUCUAUUGUCAUGUGCGCGUGUAUAUUCAUACGCCUGCAUCUUGUUUCUAGUCAGACUUACGAUGAAGCAGUGACAGUCCUGCGAAACAAAACAUUUUUCUAUGAAAAGAGCAUAAGACCAGUUACAAACCAGUCGUCAACAUUGAUUGUACACAUUAACUUUGACCUAGUUUCUAUUCAAGACUUUGAUGAGGUCCAAGAGAGCCUAACCGUUAUUGGUGGUCUUACAUUAACCUGGACAGAUGACUUUAUCAAAUGGAAUCCUGCAGAUUAUGGCGGAAUGGUAGACAUUGUUUCAGAGAGUGGUAAAUUUUGGACGCCAUAUUUGAUCCUGACCAACAAUGUUAAUAAACUGGACAAAGUUGGCGAGUCUUGGCAAAGAAUCCGCUUCACCAACGAAGGUGUUGCUAAGGUUGUUCAAGCAGACACUUGGUCGACCUUAUGUAAAGCUGAUGUGAUGUACUAUCCAUGGGACGACCACUGGUGUGGAUUUGAAUUUGCCUCAGUUGCUUACAAGCCAGACGAAAUGACUUUGCAGCCUGGUUCAGACAAAAUUAGCACACAUUAUUACAUCGAAAGCGGAGCAUGGGAGUUAUUAGGGUCAGAUAUACAACACGAUUGGAGUAUCUCCAGAGAUUCCAAAGUGGAACGAGCUAUGCAUACAAGAGAUGAAGAAGAUGCUGAAUUUGGCAAUUUUCGUGUAUGCCUAUAUAGUUACUCGUCGGCAGCAGCAACAAGGGACGGAACAGGGCAGGAUAGAAGGGAGAGGAAGGAGAAGAAGAAAUGGAAGGCCUAG